CACAGACACCGAUCGUCGCCGAUGUUUACAAUAUUUACCGACAAUUAAAUUCCCCGGCCUGAGGUAUCGCUUACUAGUGUCCUGAAUUCCCCGAUUAAUAAGUGCAAUUAAAAGGACUCUUAUUUUUUGUUAAUUAGAUGCGAGCGGACCAUCAGGUGUGCGGAAUCGCGAUUGGCCAGCGUCGAGCUCUGCGAACAUCGGCACCACACCCUAUAGCUCAUCGCACGACGAGGCCGAAUUGUUAUUACUGACAAUCGCUCUGGACGCCAUUAAAUUGUGUGGUUGAAUUUGGGACUUAGAAGCCCCCAUGUGCGGGUGAAAUUUACACGGUGUACAUCACCCCCAGCUUUUACUGAACGCUGAAAAAUCGGCGUAUUUAGUCGACGAGGCAGCGGCCAAUAUUCUAAUCGGGGGACUCGGUCGAACGUCAAUGUGAGAAAAUGGCAUGUUGUUUAAGCGACGAAGCGAAGGAACAGCGCCGAAUUAAUGAGCAAAUAGAGAGGGAGAUUCGGCGAGACAAAAGGAACCAGCGGAGAGAACUAAAGCUUCUUUUGCUAGGUACGGGAGAGAGUGGAAAAAGCACCUUUAUCAAACAGAUGCGAAUCAUUCAUGGCUCGGGCUAUUCAGACUCGGACAAAAGUGGAUUCAUCAAAAUUGUAUAUCAGAAUAUCUUCAUGGCUAUGCACUCCAUGAUUAGAGCCAUGGAUACGUUGAACAUCUCAUACAGUGAUCCAGCCAAUGAGGAAAACGGUCUGUUGGUCCGACAAGCCGAUUUUGAGACGAUUCACACUUUUGAGGAACCUUAUGUUAGUGCAAUUAAGGCAUUGUGGGCAGAUGAUGGAAUCCAGGAGUGUUUUGAUCGCAGGAGAGAGUACCAGCUAACGGACUCUGCUAAAUACUAUCUAGAUGAUGUUGAUCGUAUCGCAAAUCCGAAUUACUUGCCAACGUUACAGGACAUAUUGAGAGUGAGAGUUCCGACGACGGGCAUUAUAGAGUAUCCAUUUGAUUUGGAUAGUAUCAUAUUCAGAAUGGUGGAUGUUGGAGGCCAGAGGUCAGAACGAAGGAAGUGGAUUCACUGUUUUGAGAAUGUAACGUCCAUCAUGUUUCUGGUGGCCUUGAGUGAGUACGACCAGGUCUUGGUCGAGUCCGACAAUGAGAACCGUAUGGAGGAGUCUAAAGCCCUCUUUAGGAUGAUCAUUACGUAUCCAUGGUUCCAGAAUUCCUCAGUUAUCCUAUUUCUUAACAAAAAAGAUUUACUAGAGGAAAAAAUUAUGUUGUCCCACCUGGUGGACUAUUUUCCUGAAUUUGAUGGUCCAAAGAAAGAUGCCCAGGCGGCCCGCGAGUUCAUACUGCGGAUGUUUGUAGAUCUUAAUCCCGACCCAGACAAAAUCAUUUAUUCUCAUUUCACAUGUGCAACAGAUACGGAGAACAUCCGUUUUGUGUUUGCCGCGGUAAAGGAUACAAUUCUACAGUUAAAUCUUAAGGAAUAUAACCUAGUGUGAGCAGAUUCUGGAUGCACGUCAUUUAAAAAAAAACCUGGAGGUCGAAAGGUUAAAUAUGACACUUCGAUCUCAAGUGGUCAAGGUCAUUUUUCACUUUGACCCUGGUCAAUUUUUGCUGACCACACACAAAAAUAACCUUGAAAAGUGUCCUUGGAUAAGAGUUAAAAAAACAUUGAAAAAAAAAAUUACAAAAAAAAGAGAACAAAUGUACUUAAACUGUGUUCUAAUUACGUGUUUAUUUAAUGCGUAUACGCAGACCGUGAGUGGCGUCUAGGAGACUGAGAAUUUUUUUUAUAUAUAUUAUAUAUACAUCUAUAUAUAUGAUUAUAUCUUCAUCAUCUCAAGAUAGGCAGUGACAGGGGGCUACAGGGGGCUGGCUCCACCCUCAAUUUUUCCCCCUCAAAGCAGUUAUUUCCCUCUUUUUUAUCCCCAUUGGUUUUUCCACCCAAAGCAGGUCUACAAUUCUCCAAUUUUUUUUUUCUCCAAAAACGUACGUUUUCUCUCCCCUCAAGUCAACAAGUGACGGAUACAUACAUUGGAUUAUCAGAGGAAGACGAAGGAGAUGGCAUUUUGAUCUGUGGAGCAUAUUCAAGGGAGGAGGCUUUAGGAGCUUAUUAGAUUUUUUCUUUUCAUUUUAUGCAAAUGUGUUGUGUAUAAAUCUGAAGUUUAUAGAAAUAUGUAGAUAAAGAAAGGCUGUGUUGUUGGGAUUUUUUUAAUUUUCUUUCAAAGAGAGAAAAAAAAAUACACUAAACAGGACACUCCAUCAGAAACACCAGUUAUGUCCCCUUCCCUUUUUUUGAUUUUCUGCAACAAUUGUUUAAAAAAAAUUUACCCCCUCCCCCCAGUGUUUCCCCCUUUUUCAUCUACCCCCUUGUACACCUUUUUUUAUGGUGACAGACAAAACCAGUACAAAUUGUGUGUUGUGUAUGUGAUUAAAUAUUGUGGUGUUAUAGUCUCUGUCAAAUUGCCAAGGGGAAGCAACUCCGUUGAAAAGUGGUCAUAAAUUUGUAUUGGUGGACCUAAGAUUACUAUUGGUGGAUCUAAGGAUAUAUGUGAUUACUACUAAACCCUGGCCUGGAUAUUCAUGUCUAUUUUAUAAAUUGUGGCCCAGGACUCGGAGAGAAUGAUUUCUAUUUAAAAUUAAGAAGGACAGAUGUGUUUUUUUCCCAAUUGUUGUUUAGUGUGCAUAAUGAGAAUUUUUUUUAUAUAUAUGAAGAUAUCAAUAUACAGCAAGGAUUCAUUUCCUGAUCUUGAUCUGAAGAGAGCUCCUAUAUGCUUGUAAAGUUGCAACCUUGUUGUAUUUUGACCAUUUCCCAAAUCAAGCAAGUUUUAAACUAAGACUGUGUAAAGCUUUAAAUUGGAGAAAACAUUAGUAAAGUUGACACGGGGCAACAUACAAUUCUAAUGUGUUGCAUAAAAAUAAUGUGUAGCAUAAAUUUCCUUAAUUCAGUAGUCGGUUCUAACUGAAAUGAAUUUUUUGAUGGGAGGUGUAUUUUGAUGGGUAUUAUAAGAACUAAUGCACUUUUGUACAUUUAUGCAUAUGGGAAGCCUUUGAAUGCAACAAAAUCACCUCUUUAUAAAGAAAAUUGUAAUCUCUUAAGCAUUUGAAGACCUGGAUGAAAAUUGACCACAAUUGUUUCUAAACUCUAAGUUACAGCAUAUGGUACUCUUAGAUAUAACUUUUCAGAUGUUCUUGAAAUAUUUAAUUCUUGACGGUAUUUGAUCAAAAGACAAGUUUUUGAUACCACAAAGUAAUAAAUAGCAUUUAGACUUUUGACAUGUCCCCCUAAACUUUGAUUGAAGUGCAGAUUAUUUAUGCUGGUAUGGAUGGUUUGUUGAAAUCUAACUAAAUUUUCAAUGAGUUAAUAUUAUUAAUGUUGUGGAACUCUUCAAUAUUGGAGGUACAAACAAUUCCUGAAAUGUAUCUUUCCUUACAGUAAAUGGACAUGUACCAGGUGUAUCUGUAAUGGUUAAAUGUGUGAAAACAUACAUGGCACAAUUUUUUGCAUUUGAAUAAAACGGUCAGAAUUUAAAAGAAAAAUGUUUUUUUAUUAUAAGAAUGUUUAAAAUCAUUUCUUUUUCUCAACUUGGGAAUAUUCAUUUGAAAUUUGUAUGUAUAGUUGUAUACAUUGUAAUCUACGGUUAGAUAAAAUACUAGGCUGAUGUACGUUAAAUUCAAUCCUUCCUAGGCAGGUGUACAAAUGAUGCAUUGAUAUGUAACUUGUGUAUUCUGGUAAAUAUAGGAGUGAUUUUUUUUUGGUUAAAGAAAAUUGGCUUUUCAUUGGGAUGUGGAGGAAAAUGCAGCUCUUCUGUAAAGAUGAUUCUAAAUUGGAUUGAGUCAUUGUCUCCUAAGAUUUUACCAGGUCAUGUGUUCUCCAUGUUGAAAUAGUUUAUCAUUUUCUGACCAGUCUUGCAUUACGAGUCUAAAAUCUUUGAUGUGCAAUAUAUUACUGUACAAGUUAUGUGUGGUGUUACGAGGUCUGUAGGUCAAUUAUUGGACACUGUAAAAUGUUUAACCAUACUAUGUGUGUGUACAAAUUCGGUAGGUAGAAUUAGGUCAGAGGUCAAAGGUGAUUGUUGGUUUAAUUGUAAUGAAUACUGAUGUAAAAUAAAAUGCUUGUCAUGAAAGACCAUUCAGCUACCUGUGGCAUAAGAUAUACCAUUAAUUAGGAUUAGUAUCCUUAGACAACAAAUUAACUCGGGACUUGUGUAUAUUGUUUUGUAUUAUGUAUCAUUGGUUGACACAAGUCACAUGUCCGACAUGUGCUAUUUUUAGAACAUCGGUCACAUGACGUCACAUCAUGUGACAAAGAUAUUUUUGUUUCUUUUUUUUUUUUUUUUUUACCAAAUGUAGAAUUUUCUACGAUAGGUGUUUUCAUUUGAUGUGUGUGUAAUAUUUCAUUGUCAGUGGAAUUAAUGAUAUAUAAAAUACAAACAAGAACCCCUUAAAAAGAUGUUGUAAAUGUGCAGGGGUGACCUUGUUUAUUUCAUGUACGCGAAGCCAAGAGCGUUAGACUUUGUAAUAUGUGUGUGUUUGUGUGACGUUCACUUUUAUGUGUAUUCGAGAAAGUAUGCAAGUUUAACGAGAGGAAAUGAGAGAGAGAGUUGAUAAGUGUGAUAUUAUAUUUUUUCUGAAUAUUGUUAUGAGUAAUAGGUGUACAAAUAUUUGCUGGGGAGUAUCAUGCAGUGUCAAACUCUACCUUCUAUUACUGACCGUAAAUAGUGUUUACUUAUAUAUUCUAUAUUUCUGGUCAGGUUUACCAAUUGUUACUUUGAUUUGGAAUCUAAAUUUAGAAAGAAGGAAACUGGAAAUUUAUUUUUUUGCUCUUUAAAUCAAACCAUGGUGAAAAAAAAAGGGUUUUUUUACCUUCAGUCUUUCAAAUUUUAUUCUUGAGGAAUUCAGACUUCAGAAAUUACAAUUAUCUUUAAAUUCAAAAAUAAGAAAAUGUAUUUGGAUUUUUUUUUCUAUUUAAUCACAAGUUAAAUUUUCAUGGUUGAAAAUUAAUUUAAUUGUUGAAAAUUCUAGUGUAUGAUUUUUUUUUUCAUGUCUAUUAAAAAAAACCUCAAGAGAAUCAAUGAAAUAGUAGUGCUCUUUGCAUGUCGAUAGAUUUUUACGCUUAAUUUUAUGAUGGAAAAGGGCCGCGUUUUUUAUAUAUAUUUUUAACUGCAGUCAUGUGAACAAGGUGUAUGACUAUAUCACUGCAGAGAAAUGUUUCUUCAUGACAGGUUAACCUGAGUAUCUAUAAGUGUUUGAGAGACCCGGCGAUUUCGAGGCCUGAUUGUGGUUCUCUCGGUUGAUUCGUCAGUCCAUAUUAUUUAUUGUCACCAGUCAAUAAAAGCUUAAACUGUA
This is a messenger RNA of Saccostrea echinata, 5352 nucleotides long. Its product is annotated as guanine nucleotide-binding protein G(q) subunit alpha. The transcript has 8 exons. Gene Ontology annotation, molecular function: guanyl nucleotide binding; GTPase activity; G-protein beta/gamma-subunit complex binding. Gene Ontology annotation, cellular component: heterotrimeric G-protein complex. Lineage: Eukaryota; Metazoa; Mollusca; Bivalvia; Ostreida; Ostreidae. The record is from RefSeq and is a predicted model, not a curated record. Gene Ontology annotation, biological process: phospholipase C-activating dopamine receptor signaling pathway; adenylate cyclase-modulating G protein-coupled receptor signaling pathway. The coding region runs from base 441 to 1502 and encodes 353 amino acids.